UGGGGGCUCUUAGUGGUCAGGGGCCCUAAGCAGCUGCAUAGUUUGCGUAUAGGCUGGGCCGGCCUUGGUCGUGGUGUAUCUUUUAUGCCCUAUAAUCUGCUUGUUUUCCUUAAACUAUGGUAUAAGUGCGAUUUAUUUUAUAUUGGGUGUGUUAGAGUAAUACAAACAGUCAAACAGUAAAUACGAGAAACGAUACUAUUCCCUGAUUGAUUAUAUUGCGUUAGAAUAAUGCAAACUGUUAGACGGUGCCAACGAGAAAUCGGCAAUCUCCUUCAACGGCAAUAGACAUCCAAACCAUUUGAACUCUUACCAACGUCACGCAUGUCUACUUAAAAUUAGAAUGUCUAUCACCGCCAAUGGCAGCAAUGAGUUUAACUGUCCCUCGUAGAUCUAGACUUGAAAUCACGAAUCAGUUCUCUGCACAUUGCUACACAAAAAGAUUUGCUUGGCCUUAGCGAGGUAAAAGAGCGGCCCGAUGAGCACGCCCAUCUUGGGAAACAAUUGACAAAACUGGAUCGCAUAACAUGUCAGCAGAUCGGACAAGACUUUACUGGAGAAGCUCAGAAAAAGCAAAGGGACCAUGGCGCAAACAGGAAGGUAGGUAAUAACGGCGGGCACCACCACGGUCAGCACAUUUGCCACCGCUCGUCUUUUCACAGCAAACCCGGAUCGGCCCUGGCGGCCACUCUUCAACGCCGGAUUUGAUCGACGUAGUGACAGGAUUACACCAAUUAGGGUGGCGAACAUGACAGUGAAAAGGCUAGUGAUGACGAUGCAAAUAGGCAUCAGCAUGAUUAAGGGGUUGUUGAUGAUACCUGUUGAAACAAAAGUGGUGUCACUCUGGCUUUAAAAGGCGGAGCUAUAAGCAACAGUAUAAGUAGCAGGAUGUGGCUUCAUCACCACACCUGUAAGCACUUACCGGAAACUAAACAGAAGGAAAACGUGAGCACCCACACCCCAGCGGACACGCCGACGUGGUACUCCCACCUCCGUGCUUUAAGGAAGCAUGUUGCGCAUACGUGCUAAUAGUGACAGCAGUUUACUGGGUGUCCGAGGCUGUCCCCUUGGGUGCCGCCGCCCUCGUCCCCGCCUUCCUUUACCCGCUCUUUGGGGUACUCAAGUCAAGUGAGGUGGCGGCCGAGUACUCCAAAGAUACCACGUUGCUGCUGAUGGGAGUCAUAUGUCUGGCCGCGUCCAUAGAAAAGUGGAACCUGCACAAGCGCAUCGCCCUGCGCAUGGUGAUGAUCGCUGGGGCCAAACCUGGCAUGUUGGUAUUGGGCUUCAUGUUCUGCACCGUCUUUCUAUCCAUGUGGCUUAGCAACACGUCCACCACAGCCAUGGUGAUGCCCAUUGCCGAAGCCGUGCUGCAGCAGCUCAUCUGCACGGGCAUGGCCGACAACCUGGAGCCCGACGCCGCCGAGGACGACAGCGCAGCGUCCGAUAAAGAAGAAAAUCUGGACAAGAACCAACUGGCGCUGCUCUACCGUAAUGACAGCAAUGAUUGUAAAAAACAGGAACUUUCAACCCUCAGUGAGGUACAAACCGGUGAAGCCAAAGGCUUGGGUGCAAAUCCAAAUACCAACCAAGAGUGCAUCACGCAUACAAACGGACAUUUACCGCAAGUGGCCAUCGAAAUCCCAAACGUGAAGCGUGUUAAGGCCCGGCGAGAUUCCCAGUAUCCCACCAAGCGGGACCACAUGAUCUGUAAAUGUCUAACCCUCAGCAUCACCUACGCCGCAACAAUCGGCGGGCUCAUCACCAUCACCGGCACCUCAACCAACUUGAUAUUCGCCGAGCAGUUUAACACGCGCUACCCAGACGCCAAAGUCAUCAACUUCGGGACGUGGUUCAUCUUCAGCUUCCCUAUCGCCAUUAUCAUGCUGGUUCUCACGUGGUUGUGGCUGCACUUCCUGUUCCUGGGCUGCAAUUUCAGGGAAACGUGCUCGCUGAGUAAGAAACGCAAGACCAAGAGGGAGAUGAUGUCGGAGAAGAGAAUACAUGAGGAAUAUGAGAAACUUGGGCCUAUCAGCUACCCAGAAGUUGUCACUGGCAUUUUCUUCAUCCUUAUGACUCUGCUGUGGUUCACCAGAGAACCCGGUUUUGUCCCUGGUUGGACCUCGCUUUUUGAGAAAAAAGGUUAUCGGACUGACGCGACGGUGUCCGUACUUCUGGGUUUCUUGCUUUUCCUCAUUCCUGCGAAACGACCAUUUUCACCAUCUUCCAGCUACAAAGAUCCAGCAUCUGAUCCACUCGCUCCCAUGAUUACCUGGAAGGACUUCCAGCGUCUCAUGCCGUGGGAAAUUGUCAUCCUGGUUGGUGGAGGUUACGCGUUGGCGGCUGGUUGCAAGGUGUCGGGCCUGUCCGUGUGGAUCGGCCGGCAGCUGGAGCCCAUGAGCGGCCUCCCGCCGUGGGCCGUCACCCUGCUGGCCUGCCUGCUGGUGUCGGCGGUCACAGAGUUCGCCUCCAACCCGGCCACACUGACAGUCUUCCUACCCAUCCUCUCCGCGCUGUCUGAGACCUUGCACAUCAACCCGCUCCACACUUUAAUCCCCUCCACUAUGUGCGUGUCAUUCGGGGUCAUGCUUCCAGUGGGGAACCCCCCCAAUGCGAUCGUCUUCAGCUACGGACACCUGCAGAUCAGCGACAUGGUGAAAGCAGGUUUCGGGGUGAACCUGAUCGGUGUGGCUGUGGUGAUGUUGGCCAUCACCACGUGGGGGGUUCCUCUCUUUAAUUUGACAGAGUUCCCUGCAUGGGCGGUGGCGGCAAAUUCCACUGGCAGCUUAUAGCCCCGCCGAAGAAAUAGGUGACCAAUCAAGAGUCUAGACUGGAUUUGUGGGAAGGAGGCAGUUUUACAGAAGGAAAAGCUGCUUCAUUUAUAGGCUGCCAUUGACCACAAUAGACACCCGUUCCAUUUCAAGUAUGUUUAGCAAAUGUGCUAUAUAAGACGUUUUUUACUGCUAACUGAGCAACUGAAGGGUUUUUCUCCUGUGUGUUCAAAUUGAUUGGAGAUCGAGUGAUUACCGCAUUCACUUGCUGUGUGAGAUUAUAUUUAAACGUUUUAGGAGUGGCUCUACAAAAAACACAAUGCCUUUACUGUACAGCAUUUGGGGAAAUAUUUUUAGUAGUGCCUUUCCAAUUUACAGUAAAAGUACUUUUGAUGAGAAUUUUACUUGUAUUUUAUGACAAAAUGAAUCAAAAAUGCUCAAUUCUCCCCUUAAAGGUCAAAUGUACUAUUUCCCUCAAUGGAAAUGAAGGAAAAACACAUGUAUAUGAAGUGCCUCAUUUUUUAGAGAAAAAAAAUGUACUGUUUUACGUUUGAAUAACAAGCUGCUAUUGAUGACUUGUUGCCUUGGAGAAGUGAAAGUAUUUUUUGAAUGCAAUAUUAAGGUACAAAGGGUGAGUGCAUAUAUUUGCAUUUUAUGACAAUCAAUGUUCAAUCAAAUCUGUUGGUAGAAGCAUGUACUGUGCAAAAAAAGUUAAGAGAAGUACAAUCACCAAGACUGCAUUUAUUUUAUUUUUAAGUAAUUUAUUCAAGUUUCAAGCUGAACACAACUCAAUGGAGUCGCUGCUGAGACCUUUGAGUACAUUUUUGUAAACACAUAGAGACUUGUAACAAAAAGAGCUGGUUGCCUGCAUUAACAGGCGUCAGAGUUACGAAAACCAACUAUGUGUACAAGAAUAAAAUUCAUUA
Molecule: messenger RNA, 3691 nt
Organism: Corythoichthys intestinalis (scribbled pipefish)
Lineage: Eukaryota; Metazoa; Chordata; Actinopteri; Syngnathiformes; Syngnathidae
Gene: slc13a4
Product: solute carrier family 13 member 4
Exons: 16
Coding region: 1170-2786 (538 amino acids)
Biological process (GO): transmembrane transport
Cellular component (GO): membrane
Molecular function (GO): transmembrane transporter activity
Source: RefSeq, a predicted model, not a curated record